Cimex lectularius (bed bug) is the source of this 1197-nucleotide messenger RNA. Its product is annotated as myoneurin-like. The transcript has 2 exons. The record is from RefSeq and is a predicted model, not a curated record. NCBI's taxonomy places the organism in Eukaryota, Metazoa, Arthropoda, Insecta, Hemiptera, Cimicidae. Gene Ontology annotation, cellular component: nucleus. The coding region runs from base 221 to 1177 and encodes 318 amino acids.
AAAUUCCCUCCAUGGCAUUGUCCAAUGGUUGUAAGGGAUUUGAGGGCUUUAUGACGAAGGGUAGGGGAAAGCCCAACCGGCCCCGUAUAAAAGCACCCCCCGGGGGAUGAGACCCUUCAGUCUAGUCUUUUUCUUUUCUAGUCACCAGUAGUCAAGUGCUACUAAGCAUUCCUAGUCUAUAUUGCAAGUAAGAAGAUUUUUGCAAUUUUCCAUCACAGAUAUGUUGAGAAGCGAAUACGCAGGAUUUUCUACAUCGACAUUAGCGAUGUUAGCCGACGAUUGUCUGGUCCAAGAUUUAGAGUCAACGGAUCUAUUCGACGUCAGUUCUACAGACUCAAGUUUGAGGUCGGCCAGCUUUAUGGAUUCUGGAGUUCAGGAGACGAAAGAACCCAACAACAACCACCUGCCGCUACAGAUUUGCAAUUACGGGAACGAGUGGCAAUCUGUGGAAGGGACGUUUUUUGGAGAGAUUAACUACUGGAGACAAAAUGCCAUCCCCGAAACGAAGUCGGCUGCGGAAAAUUCUGUUUACCCUUAUUCGGUCUUCGGAGCGGAAGAUCCAAGUACGUGGCAGAGGCAGGAAACACAAGAAAGCUCGAGUUACACAAACAACACGGCUGGAGAUUUAGACGAUCUGAUGAACGUGGUGCCUUCCAAUUUCUCCAAAAAUUUCGUUGCACAUGUUGAAAAUGCAGAAUCGCCAAACUUCCUUGAAAUGAACAACGCGACGACACACGCUGCUGAUGCCAUGACUCUCCAUGAAGAAAUCUCGUACCCUCAGAACACCCAAGGAUUCGUGGACUUGACAACCGACAUAGCAGAACCGCAAGAAGAGUAUUGCCCGAACGGUUCCUACUCAUUUGGCUCACGGGUCAGCCCGGUAGCAGUUCCAGCUCCGGUCGACCCUAUAUUCACCCUCAUCACAAAACCAACAAAAAAGUACACGAAACGAUCCAAAAACGGAGCAUCGACUUCCGGCACUCGUAGGGAAAGAUCUCUCCACUACUGCCACAUCUGCAGCAAAGGGUUUAAAGAUAAAUACUCUGUCAACGUCCAUAUAAGAACCCACACAGGUGAGAAACCCUUCCAUUGUUCCUACUGCGCCAAAUGCUUCAGGCAGAAAGCUCAUUUGGCCAAACAUUACCAGACACACUUGAACAGGACAAAAUCCAACUGAGUACAAUUUUGUAAAGAGAC